GACUUGAUCAAUAAUCCCAAUUGCAGGGUUUAAUACAACACCGUAAGGAAAUUGCUGAGUACUUCAAUAAAAAGGGUGUUUCAGUCAUAUUUCUCUUUAGAAGGAAUCUGCUGCGACGGAUGGUUUCAGUGCUCUCAAAUUCCUAUGAUCGAUAUGCCAAACUCUUGAAUGGAACACACAAGUCUCAUGUGCACUCACAUGAAGAGGCUGGUACUCUUGCAAAGUAUAAACCAGAAAUCAAUACAACAUUGUUGAUCACGGAUUUGAAGAGAAUGGAGGUAGCAGCCACGGAGGCACUGGAAUACUUCAAUAGCACUCGGCAUAUGAUUCUGUAUUACGAAGAUAUUGUUAGAAAUCAAGCUAAAUUGGUAGAUGUUCUUGAGUUUCUAAGAUUGCCAGAGAUGGAUCUAAGUAGCCGUCAAGUUAAGAUACAUAACGGGCCAUUACAAGAGUAUAUCAAGAACUGGGUUGAUGUGAACAAGACCUUGAAUGGAACAGUUUAUGAGAAGUUCCUCCGAGCUGAUUAUUAAUUUCAGACUUCUCACUUUCACUUGAUCGAUGAACGAGGUGUAGAUAUCAACUGUUUUUUUCGUGCUAAAGCUGACUGGUAUAUUUUCAACUUGGAAAAGCUUCCUGCUGCAUUUGCCUCUGAAAAUCAGUCGAAAUUCAGCAUAGUACCAAGUUGCACUCGCAUGUAUCCGUAGGUUUUUUCUAUUUUAUUCCACAUUUAAGUGUAUAGUGAGGUAACUACAGUUGGGCAGUGCCAAAGGCAAAGUAGUCAUAGAUCUGCAGGUAGUAUUUCUCUCCUUGUUUUCCCCUCUAUCUGUAAUUAACAAGAUAAAGGGAUUGGUUUCCAACAAACAUAUCCCACGGAAUGAGUCUAUUGAAACAAGAACAGGAAAGGGUGAGACCGAGGAUUAGUUGACCACCUUAUUACAUUGUAAAAUUGCCAGAUAAAGUUUAGCUUCGUUCCGUAGCAUGUAGGUGAUGCCAAGAAUUGUUGCUUGGAUAUGUUCAUCGAGAAGCAGCUACUAACACCUUAGCAGCAAUCCUCAAUUGGUAAUAAAGGACCUUAUUUUUUGUUAGGCUUGCAA
Molecule: messenger RNA, 1094 nt
Organism: Lycium barbarum (goji berry)
Lineage: Eukaryota; Viridiplantae; Streptophyta; Magnoliopsida; Solanales; Solanaceae
Exons: 3
Coding region: 120-530 (136 amino acids)
Source: RefSeq, a predicted model, not a curated record